AUGAGUUUAUGUACAGAAAUGUCAAAGUUAAACUUUCGGCUAUUAAGCGUUCUCCUGGCCGUCGGAAUCGGGACCAACUUGCAGCUUUAUAGCUCAUCGAUCUUCAACAAUUUGGUGAACGUUUCACUGCACUGGUUGAACAACUCGCAUCAGCAGCAAUAUUCUCUGCUACCUGACGAGAACGAUUUGCGAUUGAGGCUCAGUGCUGCUGUCAGCAGCUUUCAUUAUGGAGCUAUUGUCGGAGCUCUAUUUACCGCAGUCAUGGCAGACACCUUCGAUAGGAAGGUGACUCUUAUAAUCGCCGCAGCAACUACGUCACUGGGACUCAUUAUGUCUGCUUUUGGCAUUCACGUCUACCAAUAUGGUCUCCUGGUUGCUGGCCGGAUAGUAAGUGGCACUGCUGUCUCAUGCGGCUUGGGCGUGUCCAGCAUAUUCCUGUAUGAAAUAGCGCCUUGUGACCAACGAUUUCUGUUCGCUGUGGUUCAACAGGGUUUCAUUGGCAUUGGAUCUUGUCAUUCACUUGCAGCUUUCCGUCUGUACUUGGAAACGAAGCCUUGUGGCCGUGUGCCCUGGCUUUACUGGUGA
Soboliphyme baturini is the source of this 585-nucleotide messenger RNA. Lineage: Eukaryota; Metazoa; Nematoda; Enoplea; Dioctophymatida; Soboliphymatidae. The record is from the annotation of a GenBank genome assembly.